GAGUCCACGUGUCUGUGUGCGAGCGCACGUGAGUUCACGGAACAGUACAGGUGCUGUUACUUACUACACUGUAGUCUGUAGUGCAGCACUGAGUUAUGUGCACGGACAGUCGAGUGACCUGGUGACAGAGAACGCAAAGUAAGAAAAGAAGUCGUUCAUUUCCCCUCCACUGGCACUAUCCGGUCCCUGGCCUCAGCAAGCACGGAUCGCGAACUACGUGAGCAGUUGAGCGUCUAGUCUCUCUACUCUAUAGUCUAUCUGCCCACCGACCAGCUAGAGUAGGAACAGUGCGAAAUCUACAGAGACUACAGAGAAUCUACUAUAGAGAGAGUCCGGAUUGCAGGCUUGCCUUCCGUGUGACAGUAGCUAGUUGUGAGCAAGCAACGACGUGCACUCGCUGUGCGCAGCAGUGCUGCACGUGUUGGGUUCUCACGCACAGCUCACAGGCGAGAGAGUAAAAUGUUCACGUCCUCCACUAGUGCUUGGUCCUUUCUAGCCGUCAGCAAUGACAGCAUGUUGCAUUCUGUCGUGCAUGGUGUGCAUGAAGUUUAGACGCUGACUGAUCAUCAGCAGUUGAAGCAGAGACGGCGGAGGACAAAUGGAGACAAAAAGACGUUUUGCUGCGUACUGCAUUGCCUUCGUAUUGCUGAUCAUAAUAGCCCUGUGGAGCAGUGGUAAUCAGAUGAUAAAGGCCAAAGGCCUCGUCUAUGAUGCAGAUCUACCUCUUGCAAAACGAGCAUUGUUCGCAUAUGGCCCGACCGCUAGCCGACCUCUCCAGGACGAUACUCGCACACUACCGGUAGAUCUGCCACAAGGACUAGGGGCAGCAAUCAAGGCGGUUACGGCAUCAGCCAAGGCCAAGAGAAACGCAGUCCGAAGACUGACGACAGUGCUGACGCCGCCUACGAGUAAGAGCACUUCAUGGAGACGAUUACCCAUGAUUGGUGACGUCAUGAAGAGCACCAGUACAGGCAGGGAUGCUGGCACCAUUAGUAUCACUAGCGACAAUGCCAAUCGUGACCAUGGUAGUAGUAAUAUCACAGAGACUGUGCACAUGGACAUGGAGAAUGAGUCCUUUGGGAACAUCAUUGCUAACAUUUCUGGCAGAUACAGACCGCCUUGCGACAAUCGAUCGGGGAAAGCCAGCUACAGUACCAUGGGAUUCAGGCCUGGUCGGGUGCAGUUUGUUGGCAACCCCAAGACGCUUGCAGACCUGCCCAAGAUUAGCAUCGAUCGGCCGCUUCCUCCGCCCAGGGGCAAGUAUCCGAAGAGUGCCACACACCCGUGCGUCAAGCCGGUGUUCAUACGACGGCCGGCGCAGCCAAGCGUGGCGCUCGUCAGCCUCCCGGGCAGCGGCAACACGUGGAUGCGCUUUCUGCUGGAGCAGUCGACGGGCAUCUACACAGGUAGUGUGUACUACGACAAUAAGCUGUACCUUGCCGGUCUGCUCGGCGAGAAUGUGACCUUACCAGCCGUCUCGGUUGUCAAGUAUCAUACCGGAUCAACCAGCUCCCAUCCCUGGUACUGUCCCGACUCUCACAAUAUUGGUGCAGCCGUGCUGCUGGUUAGGAAUCCGUAUUAUGCAACGCUCAGCGAAUACAACAGGAAGUUGACGGGCAGUCAUGUCAAGGCCGCCAAGGCGAACGUCAUAAAGUUAGAUUUUGAACACUGGUCUAAGUUCUUCAGAGGCAUGGUCUACCGAUUCCUGGACUUGAUGAAGACCUGGGCACUACGUCGCCAUCCCAUCCACCUAGUCUUCUACGAAGACCUAGUCGCGAACACACGGACAGAGCUGGAAAGCGUCUUGCACUUUCUGCAGCUACCCACCAAUACGACACUGCUAGACUGUGUGCUAAAGAACAGGAAGGGCCCAUUCCGGCGGAAACACCAAGUGGACGAGCUUGGAGGCAAGGCCGGCAGAGCAAGGCUACAACCCGAAAUGGUGAAGACCAUGGACUGUGCAUUGCAGCAGGUGGACAAGUUCUUACCCGGCAUCUAUUGGCGCUAUGCUCGCAGCACUACGCCACCGAACUGCAACUCAUGAACUGGUUACAUAAUAUCAUGUAUAACAAAAGCUUGCAGACAGGUUCUUUUUUUCAAGUUGCAUGCCAUCGGCAAUGUUGGAGUUGCCGAGGCUUGAGAAGCUUGAGGAUAGAUGUGCGUAUUAAUCUUCAGAGGACACUUUGUGCCACCACAUUUACUCAAACAGCCGCCCACCCGUACAGACCUAUGAAACACUCAGAAAUCAACCUGCCAUAUUUCACACACACGCACGCACGCAUGCACACACACGCACGCAUGCACGCACACCCGAGUUAUUCUGUUAUCGUGUGCAAUAUUGUAGCAAAGACUGCUUUGACUGUGUGCCUAUAAUUCCCCAUGCCGACAUACAACUAACCAUACACACUUGAAGCAAAUUGCGGCAGCCGAGCUGAGCUUAUUUAUUGCUUUUACACAGGGAGUCGUUUUGGGUACGUGUCCCUGCUUUUACACGAAACCACACCUGUGUGGUGGGUGAAACUCAUUGGUUUGAGAAAGAGAAAAAAUAUUUUAUUACUCA
This is a messenger RNA of Sycon ciliatum, 2560 nucleotides long. RefSeq lists its product as uncharacterized. The record is from RefSeq and is a predicted model, not a curated record. NCBI's taxonomy places the organism in Eukaryota, Metazoa, Porifera, Calcarea, Leucosolenida, Sycettidae. Gene Ontology annotation, molecular function: sulfotransferase activity. The transcript is spliced from 2 exons. The coding region runs from base 599 to 2044 and encodes 481 amino acids.